GUUUAUCAAAACUUUAUCUUAUCAUCUUCAAUACUGGGGCAAGACAAAGAAUCUACCGUCAGUUGUCACCUUACGUGUUACGAAGCAUGUCUCUCGCUCUUAGAUAAGGAUAAAAGCUUAAUCACCAAAAAUGGAGGGCAGACUCUUCGCUGCCACAAUCGCCACGGUAGCCCCACAAUUCAAGUUCAAAGCCAAACCAAUAAUAGAAAACUUAGUGUUCAAACUCCACUACAAGGCCACCGUGACCAUGCUGGUGGUAUUCGUGAUCCUGGUGUGUGCGAGGGAAUUCUUCGGAGACCACAUCAAGUGCAUAUCGGAUCAGGGCGUGCCGGAACAUGUUAUACAGACGUAUUGCUUCUUCAUGGCGACCUUCACCAUCGUCCGCCACUACAACGAGAGCCUGCUCCAGUCAGGGUUCCUCCCGCACCCCGGCGUGGGACCCCUCGGCGACGACGACGUGACCCUACACCACACGUACUACCAGUGGGUCCCGUUCGUUCUGUUCCUGCAGUCCAUAGCCUUCUACAUGCCGCAUUAUGUUUGGAAGAAGAAGGAAGGUGGCAGAAUCAAAGCUCUGGUGGACGGGCUUCAGUACGCCAGCAUCGCAAUCCAAGGUAGCGACGAUAUGACCGUCAGUGGCCAAACCGUGCCGUGUCAGAAGAGUCUGGAAAAGAAACUUGAUAUCAUCAGGAAGGAUAUCAUUAUGAGGUUAAGAAUAACCAGAACCUGGUCCGUCUGGCUGGUCGCCAUGGAGAUAGUGAACAUGCUGCACGUGAUGCUGCAGGUGUACGUGGUGAACCGCUUCCUGAACGGCCAGUUCAUGGACCUCGGGCCCAAGGUCGUGGGCUUCGGGAACUGGGACUUCAUCGCUGAUCCGUUGGAGACUGUGUUCCCUAAGGUAACAAAGUGUAUAUUCCACAAAUACGGUCCAAGCGGCUCUAUACAGCAACACGACGCCCUCUGUGUGAUGGCUCUGAACAUCAUACACGAGAAGAUAUACGUCAUACUGUGGUUCUGGUUCCUGUUCUUGUUCAUCGUGUCUGUGCUUGCUGUGAUUUGGAGAAUUGGCUCCUUCUUCCUCUAUCGCCGUUCUCUGAGGUUCAACGAGCUGAUGUUCCGUCAAGUAACUGGGGGUAAAUUCAACCCUUACAACGUGAUCAGUGUGGUCAACGGGUGCCAGUAUGGGGACUGGCUGUUCCUCUAUUAUUUGGCGAAGAAUAUGCAGGGCUUUAUCUUCAGAGAACUCUUCGCACGCCUAGCUGAAGAGUUGGAGAAGAGAGACAUGCCCUAUCCUCAAAGUGGUCAUGAGAAGAAGGGGGCGGAGCCAGUCCUCCUCGGCAGAGUGGACUACGAUGAUGAAACACUGCCUUUGAAAGAGAAGACUGCGUUAUGAGCGUUUGAGUUUUGAGGUUUGGUUUAGUAAAUGAUCCUAAUGAUCGGUUUAUUACUUGAAUGUUAAGAUGCUUGUUUUAAAAUUAAAUAACAAGGUAUAUUUGUGAUUGUAAUUUAACUUUUAGUUAUUGUAAUCCACCGUAAAAUGAUACUUUGCUCCAACAUUUGCUCCAAAUUAAAAUCAUGACUCUAUCCUUAUAAUGUACUCACGGACGCAAGUUAUAAAUUAAAUACAUCUACGUUUACCUGAGUAUAUAAAUAUAAUACUUGAAUAUGUAUAAAUUUUAAUAAUUUUACAUGAUUUACCCAUAAGGGAGCAAAGUAGGAUAAUUUUACCCAUAAGGGAGCAAAGUAGGUAAUAGAACAGUAUUCAAAAUGAAUAUUUAGAUAGUCUACCAAUUUUAUAGCGUUAAACCAAAUUAUAAAAUUAAUAGAGGCUUAUUAACUCUUAUGUUAUGAUUAUGAGAUUUGUUAAUUGUUUAUUAAUAUAAGAAUUUUGGAAUGAAUUUAGAAAACUAUGACAUAUUAGGAUUAAGUAUUAAUGAUUUAGAUUUUAGACAAUUUAGAGGAAUGAAAAUACUUCGAGAUAUAUGUAAAAGCUAUCCAAGCUCUUAUUGUCUUAGGGCUCUGUGUACAUUAUGUGUUGAUGUACCUACACAAAUAUGUAG
Messenger RNA from Cydia splendana, 2060 nucleotides. RefSeq names its product innexin inx7-like (gene Inx7). The coding region runs from base 131 to 1393 and encodes 420 amino acids. Lineage: Eukaryota; Metazoa; Arthropoda; Insecta; Lepidoptera; Tortricidae. Gene Ontology annotation, biological process: phototransduction. Gene Ontology annotation, molecular function: gap junction channel activity. The transcript is spliced from 8 exons. The record is from RefSeq and is a predicted model, not a curated record. Gene Ontology annotation, cellular component: plasma membrane; gap junction.